This is a messenger RNA of Humulus lupulus (European hop), 1362 nucleotides long. Its product is annotated as triacylglycerol lipase 2-like. Gene Ontology annotation, molecular function: hydrolase activity, acting on ester bonds. The record is from RefSeq and is a predicted model, not a curated record. Gene Ontology annotation, biological process: lipid metabolic process. NCBI's taxonomy places the organism in Eukaryota, Viridiplantae, Streptophyta, Magnoliopsida, Rosales, Cannabaceae. The transcript is spliced from 9 exons. Bases 1 to 1260 code for a protein of 419 amino acids.
AUGGUGGGUGGUGUUAUUGUUGUGGUUGUUGUGGCUCUUAUAUCCAAUAUUCCAUCAGAAACGGCAGCAACAAGAGAUAUAUUCCAUCAAAAUCCAAUUGCUAAGACAUUACUUUCAACACCACCAUCGCUAUCUCCUCCUCAUGCUUCCACCAAAGAUAAUGAUGUCUGCAAAACUCUGGUGGAGCCACAUGGCUACAUUUGCCAAGAUUAUCAGGUAACAACAGAGGAUGGUUAUAUUCUUGGGAUGCAAAGGAUUCCAGCUGGACGCUCAGGCAAGAAAGCAAACAAACCACCUGUUUUAAUACAACAUGGGAUUGUCUCGGAUGCUGCCUUAUGGUUAGUGAGUUCCCCAGAUCAAUGUUUGCCCUUCAUCAUGGCUGAUAAUGGUUAUGAUGUUUGGCUUUCCAACGCUCGUGGUACAUCUUCUAGUCGGGCCCACAAAUCACUUUCUCCAAAUGAUGCGAAAUUCUGGGAUUGGACAUGGGUUGAAUUGGCUGCUUAUGACCUUCCUGCGUUUGUCGAAGGUGUGCACAAUCAAACCGGCCAGAAUCUACACUAUGUUGGUCAUUCCUUGGGAACUUUGAUGGCUCUUACUGCAUUUUCCCAAGAUUUCAAGCCGAUUAACAUGCUGAGAUCGGCCACUUUACUUAGCCCAAUUGCUUAUAUGAAUCAAAUCCCCAGCAUAUUAUUAAAAACUAUUACUGAAUUUUUUUUAGCUGAGGCAGGGAAUUUGUUGGGCCUCCAUGAGUUUGUUCCCGCAAGCAAAGAAGUUUCCACCAUUUUGGGAUUUGUCUGUAAUACACCAGGCAUUGACUGCGCCUCCUUAGAGACUGCUUUAACAGGCCCAAAUUGCUGUAUCGAUAAACGCACGGUAGAACGUUAUAUUGGUCAUCAACUUCAGUCAACUUCUAUGAAGACUUUGGUUCAUCUUUCUCAGAUGAUCAGAACUGGGACAAUAAGAAAGUACGAUAAUGUUAUUAUUAACGAAAACAUGAAGCAGUAUAAUCAGCCAACUCCUCCUGCAUACGACUUGAGUAAAAUUCCAAAGGAUCUUCCUCUUUUCAUGAGUUAUGGAAAGAAUGAUUAUCUUUCAGAUGUAAAUGAUGUGAAAGUUUUACUUGACAAGAUUAAAGAUCAUGACAAGGACAAGUUGGUGGUACAGUUUGUGGAUAAUUAUGCUCAUAUGGAUUUUGUUAUGGCUAACAAUACCAAACAUGUUGUGUUCGAUCGUGUAACGGCCUUCAUUGCUCUCCAUUAAGCUACCUUUGUAGUUACAACCCCAUGAAUUAAGUAAUUCUAUGCAAAGUCAUACAUAGUAACCAUACAUCUCAAGUCACUGACAUAUUAUUGUAUAUACAUA